This is a messenger RNA of Pseudoliparis swirei, 6784 nucleotides long. RefSeq names its product MLLT10 histone lysine methyltransferase DOT1L cofactor (gene mllt10). Gene Ontology annotation, biological process: regulation of transcription by RNA polymerase II. The transcript has 20 exons. The record is from RefSeq and is a predicted model, not a curated record. The coding region runs from base 1856 to 4696 and encodes 946 amino acids. Gene Ontology annotation, molecular function: histone binding; nucleosome binding. Lineage: Eukaryota; Metazoa; Chordata; Actinopteri; Perciformes; Liparidae. Gene Ontology annotation, cellular component: nucleus.
UAUUACAAGAGUGAAGUGAGAUACAAUGAAACACCUACAAGCCCAACAUUUAUGGAUGCAUACAUGACAUCUAAAAAAACCAUUUAGCAUUACAGCUAGAGAAUUAUUUAUUAAGCUACGAGCAUAAUUACAAAUAUUGAGUAUUGUUAGUCAUGUGACAAGGAAAAGUUUUGUAAUUAAUUGGUUAUUUUAUCCUGGAAAAUCUGUGGAUUUUAGCUCGGAAUUUUCACACUAACCCUUGUUUUAUUUUCCAACAAAAUAUUCUUUUUUAAAAUCAAAAGCUCAAUACAAUUUCCCAGAACAUAAGUUGACUUAUUCACGUCUUGUUUUGUUCAAAAUGAUGUCCACCACAUGUGUCUGCAACAACCACUGCUGUAGUGUUUGGUUGAAUGAUCCCAACACACAAUUGGCUAACCUGCCAUCUAGACUGCAAGUGUCUAAGAUGUGUUUUUCACUUGCAUGUCUCACAACAGAUACACUCUCAUUUUAAUCAUGCCAGUGUCUGCACCGAAUCUCAGCUCCGAAUCUCAUCUCCGUCUCACAGGCGUAGCUGUGACUUGAAGCCAUUAUUUAUUCUGCAAGUCUAUGGUUUCCAUACGUGAGUUUGAUAUCCAAUGCAAAGGCACAGAAUAACUGUGUCUCUGGAUGCAGAGCAACAGCUGAGAGGCAGCAAUGAGGUCAGCAGUGUAUUGUAGGUCUGUUAGCUUUCAGUGCUGUAGGUGUGUUAGCUGUUAGCUGACAGUCAAACACACCUUCCAAAACAAGUAAGCAAAUUGCGUUGAUGCACUCAGCUGCGUGAUCACUUGCAGCUCCUACUGCCCGGUUCAAAGUCGUGAGCGAGGAGUCAGCAGUCAAUCAAUGGCCUAUCAAACAGGUAAUUACAUUUUGUUUUGCAAAAGUGUUAGUUAUAGGCGCCUUAUACAGCCUGAACAGGGCAGGACUAUGUUCUGCCUCACUCUUCUGUAUGAAAGGUGCGGAGGUGGCAUAGAGGGACAUAGUAAUUUUGUGGCUGAGCCCACCGGAGGUCGUCACAGAAACAAACCAAAUCCUUGUGAGAAAGGGGCCGUCAGCAUGACCAAAUGGCUGUCACGUUAUGAUGAAAUGCUAUUUGUGUUUCCCAGCCACAGGCAGAUUAAAAAACAAUUUGAGAAUGAGUUUUGCUUUAAAUUACUUUUUUCAAACUUAUUGUCAAUUAAUUGACUCAUCAAUAUAUUUAUAAAUUUAGCUAUCACGUAAAAUAUAACACAAUCCUCACAUUGAAAGUAAAAACUCAGAUAUUCAUUUAUUUUCAAUGCAGCUGUGGUCUCUGCGUCACAAACACAUUUUAGUCCAUAUAGAAUAUCAAACAUGAAAUUACAGUUGUAAACAUUUUUUUUUAAACAGUCAACAUUCAUAUAUGUUUCCUAAACCUUCUGCUUUGAACAGUUCCUCGCCAGUUAACCUCUUCUUUGCCGACCUUCAUGUUGUUACAAUGUUGACAGUGAGGCGAAAGUCUCUUUGAUAGAAACUUUCAAACCAACUUCGCCAUGUGGAACCAAAAUGGCAGUUGCAUUCGGCAAUCUAAUCACAUCCGUCUUUUACUUCCUGUCGGAGGGCACGCACACGCGCGCCUUGCGUCAUUACGCACAUCCGGUUCUCUUCGAAGAGUCCCCCCUCUUCUCCUCACCGUCGCGCCGUGAAGUGGAUGUUUUGGUGAAAAAUUACCGUGUCGAAAAGGGACGUAAAUACCAUAUACGUGACAUUUCGACCGAGAGGGACCUAAAGCGGCCGAGCGACGGGGAAGAAGAGCGUCUUUGGGGACGGUUUCGGCUUUAUCUUUGUACCGUAUUCCUCCGCAUGUCCGCUUUCCUCAUAGAUGGUCUCCGGCGAGCGUUGUCUGGCGGCGGACGACGAGUUGUCGAAGAAUAAUAUGAAGGAGAUGAUUGGUGGUUGCUGCGUUUGCUCUGAUGAGAGAGGCUGGGCGGAAAACCCGCUGGUGUACUGCGACGGACACGGCUGCAACGUCGCCGUGCAUCAAGCCUGCUAUGGCAUCGUGCAGGUGCCCACUGGUCCGUGGUUCUGCAGAAAGUGUGAAUCUCAGGAGAGAGCAGCCCGUGUGAGAUGUGAGCUGUGUCCCCACAAAGAUGGAGCCCUCAAGAGAACAGACAACGGAGGCUGGGCCCAUGUAGUUUGUGCUCUUUACAUACCGGAAGUGGAAUUCGCCAAUGUCUCGACGAUGGAGCCCAUAGUACUCCAGUCUGUGCCACAUGAUCGCUACAACAAGACAUGUUACAUCUGUGAGGACCAGGGCAGAGAGAGUAAAGCUGCCACUGGAGCCUGUAUGACUUGCAACAAACAUGGCUGCAGGCAGGCCUUCCAUGUCACAUGUGCCCAGUUUGCGGGGUUGUUAUGUGAGGAACAAGGAUCGGACGCAGACAAUGUCAAGUACUGUGGAUACUGCAAGUACCACCACAGCAAAUUGAAACACAAGGAGCGGGACCGGCACAAACCCAAACACAAGAAGGUCUCGAUGGACAUGUCGCCGUCCCUCGUCCUUCCUAACAUCUUGGUCCCAGACAAGACCUACAACAGCGGCAGCUCAGUGGGAGGAGUCACCUCUCUGCCGGCAUCCUCACAGAAUCGGCUGGACGACGGCACUUCCCGUUUCACGACUGCGAACUUUCAGGAAGUGUCGUCGGCUCUCUCCGGCGGCAGCUCUAAAGAUUGCUUAGCUGCAGAAGCUGGGAAGGUGGCGUCUGAGGUGAAGAACAAGAAGAACAGUGGCGCAAGUCAUGUGGUGGGACAGAGGGGUGGCCGCAAGUCCCUCACCACCUCAGGGAAACCCCUCCCUUCCGCCGUGGUCACCAUGGCAACCUCCUCCACAUCUGCCUCUGCUUCCACUGGGCCCUUCCACCAAGGGCUCCUGUUGACCAGUGCCAGCAAGACGCCCUCCGCUCCUUCCUCCUCGGACUUCCUAAGUUUCUCAGAUCCAUCGUUGCGUUCCGGGGGCGGGACUACGUUCUCCUCCCCGCCAUCUUUCAGCAGCUGCCUUGUGAAGCCGAGCUCGGAGGGCGGCGCCUCAGAGGGAACGACGACACUUUUCGGCUCUCUGAUGUCCACCACUACGGCGUCCGCAGUGGGCGGGAAGCUGUAUGAGAAUUCCCACAGCCACACAGCCAGCGAGAUGACAAGCCUCGGUGGCUCCGCCGGCUACAAACGGCCCCAACCCUCCAGCUCAGUGCCGGGGAUCGGAGGAGCAGCGGCAGGAGGAGGGGAUGAUGGAGUGAAGAAGAAAAAGAAGGGUGUUUCCUCUGGUGCGGAUGGGUCAUCGACGGCGACGGGAGUUGUCGCCGUUGGCGGAGCCGGCUCUGAGUUGUCACAGCAACAGCAACCCACACCUUCGCUAGCCCCUCCCUCUCCAUUCACUGCCACCGCACCCCUAACCAGUACAGCCUCCACACACGUGAGCGGUCUGCCGGGGUCCGUCUUCAACCUCGCUCCCUCCCACAUGUUUGGCAACAGGCUGAAUCCCAACUCGGCCAUGGCGGCACUCAUGGCCCAGUCCGAGGCUUCGCCAGCAGAUCAGGAGGUGGGAGACGGCAGCAGCGGCGUCGGAGCUCAGGGCUUCUCCAUAAGAGCUUCUCCCAAGACCACCCCACGCUCUCCCAUUGGUGGCCUGCAGAUCCGCUAUGACUCCUCGGGGUCGUUGCCGGGGCUUGGGUUGCUAGGGGCGGGAGCAGGCGGCGGGGAGACGCUGCCCCCGGUGGCCACCAGUAUUGAACAGCUUCUGGAGAGGCAGUGGAACGAAGGGCAGAGCUUCCUGCUGCAGCAGGGAGCGCAGGGGGACGUGCUGGGCAUGUUGAAGUCCCUCCACCAGCUGCAGGAGGAGAACAGGAGGCUGGAGGAGCAGAUUAAAACUCUGACCAUGAAGAAAGAGAGACUGCAGCUCCUCAGCGCUCAGCUAUCAGUGCCUUUCACCUCCAGCAUGGCGUCCUCUGAUAUGAAAGGAGGCCAGCUGGGAGCCACCGACUCAUCUCUACCUGGGGCAGCUCAGGACGGUGCGUCAUGUGGUGGCCACAGCAGUUGUGGCUCCACCUCAUCUCUCUCCACCCCUCCCUCCGUCUCCCAGAGCCCGCCACAGCUGAACGGGAUCGCUGCCGUGGGAACGGCCUCGGCCAGGCUGGGUGGGGUGGCAGGGCUGAUGGGUGCUCUGGGUGCAGGUGGCAUGGCGGGAAUUGUCGGGGCGCUGAACGGAGUGAUCCAGACACCGACGGGCACCGCCAGCCCUCACACACACAAUACAGGAGCAGCUGCGGGCGUCACGUUGCCGCAUAAUGGCCCAACAGUCAGUAAGAGCAGCGCUGCGCGGCUCGGCCUGCUGUCGGAGCAGCACAGACUCCUGCAGCAGCAUCAGCUCCAGCAGCUGCUGGCCUCGCAGCCUUCAGCGGAGCAGCAGCAGGUGUUGCUCUACCAACUGAUGCAGCAGCAGCAGGACCUCCAGCAGCUGCAAUCCCUCUCCUCCUCUGCCCAUAUUCCCUCCAUCCCGCUCACCUGCCCUCAGCUGCCCAUCAACAACCUGCUGCCCGGCGCCCAGGGCCAAGGCACCAUCACCGCCAACCCCUUCCUGGCGCUGCAGCACGCACAUGCUGACACACACGCCUCGGGGCCUCAGAAGCCGCGGCUCGCCGAGAAGGCCAUGGGGCAAGAGAAGACGUGACGGCAGAUGCCCUUUAUGUUUUGGUUGUCAAUAUUUUGUUAUUUCAUUUCUGAAUAAACAUGCGGAGUCUUCAGGAGAUCGACCUGUUGGUCACCUUUGUGGUUAAGUGAUGAGAACCAGUCACCAACUCACUGUAGUGGACCUUGUCAGGUUUAUUGCGUAACUACUUUCAGGUUACAGUCGAAACAUUUGUCUUAAUUUGAACUAUUUAUGUCUAUCCAAAUUUUAGAUUACAAAAAAAAAAAAAAAACUUUUUAGCUUUUGUGCUGCUUCAAGUUCUAAUUUGUAACGGAUUUCCAUUUAAUAUCACUGGUAGCAACUUAGUGUGUGAGUAAAUAAGCACAUGUUGUGUUUGAUCUCUUCUCUCACCGGGUGAGUUGACAAACGGGUCAGCCUUUAUCUUCUUUGAUUUUCUCUUCAUAUUGUCUUCUCUAAUCUCAUCAUCAAGCUUCCUCACUUUUAUUUGUUCUCUUUUUUGCCGCGUCAUGUUUUUUGUUUGUUUUUGUUUUUCCCCCGUUUCCUGUCUUUUUUUCUCUUUUUUCUCUUAUUUCCUCUGCUUCUGCAUCCUCCACACUAAGAACCAUCUCGGUCUGGUCUCUCUGCUGUCUCACUCUCUCAGGGGCCUCAGCUCACAAGCUAGCACACAUGCAGAACUAAAAACAUAAGAAGAAAUUUAACAAAUACAUGUAUGUAAAAAAAAGAAACUAGGAUUCCCCACCACAGGACUUAACGGUAGCAGAUGUAUGUCUUGACAUCUGUCUUGCAGCGAUCCUGAGGGCAAUAUUGGGUGAGAGGCUUGUGAAAAUAUCCCACAUGUUCUCGCUGUUGCUGCUGUCCCCUUGUCUGUCACUGUUUGUGUGGAUCCAUUAAUGUCACAGAGCCUCAUACAGUCACCGCAGAAGCCUUGCUUUGGACUGUCGUCUCUGGGCCGGAUACAGGCGGCUCACUCGGGGAAGUGAAAUGUAAACAAAAAACUAAAAAACAAUAGCAAGUUGAAUGUUUGGCUGCAUUAAUCCACGCGGCGCCGGCUCAAAGAGAUAUUAUGCAGUUGGUUGUCGGCGCGUGGAAGUCGUUACAUUUCAUCUUCUUGAUUGAGCCCCCUGCUGCACCUACCUCUCCAGCAGGACCAGCCUAUCAGGACCUAACAGGCCGACAGCAGCGGCCGCGAAUAACCCACAACCAUGAGGACUGGCCAAUCAGGGUCCAAACCCAAGUGCCUGAGGCCAGGGGGGGAGGGGGAGGGAAAGGGGGGAUUUGUUUCCUUUUACCUGUGUCCCUGUCACUCAGCCCAAUUAAUGCUACUGGUAAUUAAGCUGUGUUGCCAAGGCAACUGAUUACAAACAUACAUGUGACGUGCAGUCUCUUUAAAAUAACCAGGAAAUGUUCUGCUGCAUUCUCUAAUAGCAAAGCCAACUUUGUAUUGUGCUUUUUAUUUAUUGGGAGUGUGUUUGUGUGAUGGGCGUACGAUAUAUUUUAAAAGCCUGCUGGUGUUGCAACUUAACAUAUACUACUGUGUAAAGUUGUGUUUUUCCCCUCAUACAGUCCAAUCUUGCUGUAAACCCGUUUAAUGACUUUGACUGUGUUGUGUUUUAAAAGCUAGAAGCUACUUGCUAAUUGGGGAGGGGUGUGGUUGUGUGUGUAUAUAGCUGUUUUCAGGGGGGGGGGGGGGUUUGUCGGGGCGUUCACUGGCACCGUUUUACCUCGUUAAGUGUACAUAAACCUUUCUCAUUGGCCGUUGCUGUACAUAAGUGAUUGUGAUUAGCUGUGCUGGUGUGAAGGAAAGCCAAUGAAGCCUCAAUUUGUGUGUGCGUGUGUGUGUGAGAAUCUUUAGGACCAGAUAAAAAAGGGUUGACAGUGACUGGACACACAAAGUAUUAAUUUAUUUUUAUAUGUGCAGGGACAGUGGGUUUCUUUUUACGUUUUGCACCAUUUUCUUGAAGUCAUUUUAUACUCUGUGUUUUCAUCUGUGCACACAUUUGUUUGAAUACAUUUUGUACAAGUGGAAAAUAAUAGGAGUGGGGAGGGGGUGUAAUCUGACAUUGUAUUUCAAAACACCAAAAUAAAGAAACUAUGGAGAAAGUAACAGAA